This is a messenger RNA of Juglans regia (Persian walnut), 588 nucleotides long. RefSeq names its product pectinesterase inhibitor 4-like. The coding region runs from base 1 to 588 and encodes 195 amino acids. Gene Ontology annotation, biological process: negative regulation of catalytic activity. Gene Ontology annotation, molecular function: enzyme inhibitor activity. The record is from RefSeq and is a predicted model, not a curated record. Lineage: Eukaryota; Viridiplantae; Streptophyta; Magnoliopsida; Fagales; Juglandaceae. The transcript has a single exon.
AUGGAAGCCUAUACUCUGACAAUCCUCUUCAUGAAUCUUCUUCUAGUCCUCUCAAACAUUCAUACAACCUUAGCAGCUGUUUCUACCAAAAACUACAAAACUCACAUCAAAACUGUUUGUAGUUCAACAACAUACCCACAAGUAUGUUACGGUUCCCUCUCCCCUUACGCUUCCAAAAUCAAAGCGAACCCUCAAAAGCUUUGUAACACCGCGCUCUCGGUGGCCAUAAAAGCCGCACGCAGCGCAUCAUCGACGAUAUCAAAGCUGUCUAAAAAGAAGGGAUUGACACGUAGCGAAGCGGCGGUCAUUAAGGAUUGUGUCGAGAACAUCAAGGACACUGUCGACGAGCUCAAACAUUCUUUGAAGGAAAUGGGAAAUCUCGGAGGCUCCGAUGUGCAGGUUAAGAUAGAUAAUAUAAAGACAUGGGUCAGCGCUGCCAUAACGGAUGAAGGCACAUGCACAGAUGGAUUCAGCGGGCAGAGAGUAAGCACGACUUUGAGGAACAAGAUCAGAGUGAUUAUUCUCAAUGUUGCAAGGCCAACUAGCAAUGCUUUGUCUCUCAUCAACACUCUCUACUCCUAUUCAUAA